AUGAAUGACUAGAAAGCUUAUCUAACUUUAUUAUUUCCUAAAAAUUCACAACUAAGUUUUAAAAUGAAAUCUCUUCCAUCAAAAGAUAAAAUUUGGUCUUCAAGAAUUAAAAUUUAAAAUAAAAUCAACAAUAAUCAUGUAAUGAAUGAUAAUCGAGAAAAAUAGUACUUUAAAAUCAUUAUGUAUAUUAAGUAUUGCCUUCAAAGUAAUGUCUAAUGCUUCAGAUUUAAUAAAAUCAUAUCCAUUUGUUGGAUUGCUCAAUCCAGAUUAAAUAUUAUCGAUUAAGUUGGUCGCUAGAGAACCUAUAUUUGAUAGUAUAAUUUCUUUAUAUGGUAGAGACUAUAAGAAUAAAAAUAAUUUCAAUGAAUAUCGAAAAACCUUAAGAGCUAAGAGAUUAAUAUGAAAUAAUGGAUUAAUUUAAAUUAGUAAAAGAUCACAUAAAAGAACUUCCGAUAAUAAUUUUGUAAGUAUAAGAUUUUAUUUAAUCAGAAACUAUUUCAUAUGUAAUUAUAUUUACUAUUAAUUAUGUUAGAUAUCUUUGCCAAGUGAUCGAAGAAUUCCUAUGUAUUUAUCGCAUAUUUCAUAAUUAAAAUAAAGUGAAGGUUCUCCAAAAUCAGGACUUAUUAAUGCUUAAGUCAGUUAAAAAAAAAUAAGGGACUCUCUGUAAGUGUCUACUAAUUUUCAAAUUGAGCAAUCUAUAUUUUAAUUGUCAGAUUAGUAAUAGACUCUAAUUAAUGAUAUAAGGGAACUUAAUAAAUAAAUUGUUCUAUUUAAAGCAAAAUAGAAUAUUACUUUUGAUGAAGAUAAAGAUAAAGAUGAUUAAGUUAAAUUUACUUUAUUUUAAUUGAUUACUCUAGCAAUUAUUAGCCUAUUGAUUGGAAUUUAUAUAUCAGAGAAAUGA
Paramecium pentaurelia is the source of this 901-nucleotide messenger RNA. The record is from the annotation of a GenBank genome assembly. NCBI's taxonomy places the organism in Eukaryota, Ciliophora, Oligohymenophorea, Peniculida, Parameciidae.